ACUGUAGUGACUAAUCUAUGCAGCCACAGAGAUACUGCUCGGAAGAGUUCAUGUUUGUGCAGCUUUCAUAAUUCUGCAGCAUAUGCAUGUUUUUUUGCCAUUCUGACUAUUUUGCAUUAUAAUAUCAAAAUUUUCACCUGUUUAGUAAGCUGCAAGUCACAGGGCAGACUGACCAUUUGGAGGGCCCGGGGUCAGUAGGGGGGCCCAAUGAGAUGCCCCUGGUACCUUUUUCAUAGGUUUUUUUGGAAUUUGGGCAAGGACACAGGGGUCCCAUGAUCCCCUAUUGCCCGGGGGCCCCAUGA
Messenger RNA from Staurois parvus, 302 nucleotides. The record is from the annotation of a GenBank genome assembly. NCBI's taxonomy places the organism in Eukaryota, Metazoa, Chordata, Amphibia, Anura, Ranidae.